UCUAUGUCUAGAUUUGACACAUCGAUAAGUUCCUCCACUCACAGAUCCCCGACUGGAGAUGCUCUUAGUCUGUUUUUUCCCAAGGAGGGCCGCUUCCGCGCUUUGUUCCCCGCUGAGCCUCCAGAGCCUCCAACCACAACGUGAGAGAAAGGGGUUGAGAUUUAUUAAUUUUGAUUUUUGAGUGGUGCCAGUGAAUCACUGAGGCUCCGAUCGAGGGACUAAACAAAGAAUCGCGGCCCAAUCCGGUUCGAAGAGGCACCACUUAACUUCACAUCUAUGCAGAUUAACAACAAGCACAAGACUAACAGAGGCUGCACCAAGAUCCAGCCGGUUCAAAGGGAGGAAGCGGGGCCUCUUCCCAAACGUCGAGCGAGCCCCAAAUUGCAGAUCCAUGCGUCUCUCCAGUUCAAGCGCAAAUUGUUGAAGCUGUGGUGAUGGCGAUUGUCCUGGCUGCAUUUGCAUCCUACAUAAGUCACUUGAUAACGCAAGUGGCAGAAAAAGAGCUAGGGAUGCUUCUAGGUGUCCAUCACGAGAUCCAACAGAUGGGGGUUAAGCUUCAUGAUCUCACGAACUUCCUCACCGAUGCCGACAGGAGGCGCAUCACUGACAAGAGAGUGCAAGCCUGGGUCAACGAGCUCAAGCACGUCAUGUAUGAUGCUGCCAACAUCCUCGACCUCUGCCAGCUCAAAGCCAUGGAGCAGGGUCCACCAUCCGCAGCCUGCAUGAAGUGCUUCAACCCUCUGGUUUUCUGUCUGCGGAAUCCUCUCUAUGCCCACGACAUUGGCAGCCGCAUCAAGUCACUCAACCAGAGGCUUGACACCAUCAAUGCGCGAAGUGAAACCUUCAGCUUUGCUAACCUUGGGUCCUAUGAGGACCGUGGCAACAUGGUGGCCGUGAAUGGCAACAACGACCGCGAGACAUCCGGGGAGCUCGACUUGUCAGGCGUGGUCGGGGAGAAGAUAGAAGAACAAACAAGAAGAUUGGUGGAGAUCAUGCUGACACAAAGGAGAGGUAACAGCAACAUCAUAGUUGUCGCCAUUGUGGGGGUCGGUGGGAUCGGCAAGACCACCCUUGCACAGAAGGUCUUCAAUGACGAGGCCAUCCGAAGUGAGUUUGACAAGAAAAUAUGGUUGAGCGUUAACCAGGAAUUCGACAAGGCUGAGCUGCUCAGGACAGCUAUCACCCUUGCUGGAGGAGACCAUCGUGGUGAAAAAGCAUUGGCUGUGCUUCAGCCAGCACUUGCCGCUACACUGAAAGCGAAUAAGAUAUUGCUGGUGAUGGAUGAUGUUUGGAACCAGAGAGCAUGGGAGGUUGUACUCAAAAUUCCCUUGGUCAAUGCUGCUGCUCCAGGAAGCUGCAUCCUCAUCACCACUAGAUAUGAAACAGUUGCCCGAGGGAUGACAGCUGAGGAGCCUUACCACCACAUUGAUAAAUUAGAGGAUGAAGAUGCCUGGUCAUUGCUUAAGAAGCAGGCAAUCUCAAGUGAGAUAGAUGAGUCUGAGAUUGAGAAGUUGAAGAAUAUUGGAUUCAAAAUUUUAGCAAAAUGUGGUGGUUUGCCGCUUGCUGUCAAAGUAAUGGGCGGACUCUUGCACCAGAGGGGGACGCUAUGCCGUGACUGGGAGCAGGUUUUGGAUGAUUCCGCAUGGUCACUAUCUGAAAUGCCCCAAGAGCUCAACUAUGCAGUAUACCUGAGUUAUGAAGAUUUGCCUCCUUAUCUUAAGCAGUGCUUUCUAUUCUACUCCCUUCUUCCCAAGGGUCAAAAGUUUGAUGUUUUUGAUGUUGUUGGCAUGUGGAUUAGUGAAGGAUUUAUUUAUGGGAACUCAAAUGACUUAGAAGAACUGGGAAUGCAUUACUAUAAGGAGCUAAUAUCGAGGAACCUGAUAGAGCCAGAUUCUGUUAAUCUAUGGAUUGGCAGCAUGCAUGAUGUUGUUCGCUCAUUUGCUCAAUAUGUGGCUAGAGGUGAAGCACUCACAGCUCAGAACGGAGAAACUGAUACUAAUAGUAAGCUCAGUUCACAAAAGUAUCUUCAGUUGUCGAUAGAAAACAAUGGAUUACAAUCAGGGGUUUUAGAGUGGAGAUCUUUACAAGGGCAGAAAUCACUGAGAACUUUAAUCUCAAUUGGGAAAAUCAAUAUGAAGCCUGGUGAUUCGUUCGUUACUUGUUCUAAUCUGCGUACUUUGCAUAUAGAAUCUAUGAAUGUAGCUGCAUUGGUUGAAUCUUUACAUGAACUCAAGCACCUGAGGUAUUUGGCCCUAAUAAAGACUGAUAUAUCUGCACUUCCAAGGAAUAUUGCCAAGAUGAAAUUAUUGCAGUACAUUAGCGUCAGAGGAUGUGAAAGUUUGGUUAAACUUCCUGAUAGCAUCGUGAAACUUGGUCAUCUGAGGAUUCUUAACCUUGCUGGCAUAAGUAAAGAUGCCAAUAUUCCUAGAGGGUUCUGUGAGUUGACAAGUAUGAGGAGACUAGGUGGGUUUCGAGCCCGCAUGAAUGGUGACUGGUGCAGUUUGGAAGAGUUGGGGCCUCUUUCUCAGCUUAGGCUUCUUGCAAUUAGUGACUUGGAGAAUGUAUCUAUUGCUUCAUACGCCGCAAAUGCUAGGAUUGGUGAAAAGAAGCAUCUUACGGAAAUGCUCCUUUCCUGCGCUAGCAGACUGGGGAAUGAUGGGCUGGUCAAAGAGAAAGAAGGAGUCCCUGAGGAAGAACAGCAACAAAUCCAGAAGGUGUUUGAUGAGCUCUGCCCUUCUACAAGAUUAGAAUAUCUUAAUAUCAAUGGGUAUUUUGGCCAGCGGCUCCCAAGGUGGAUGUUGGCAGAAGCGACACCCCUUAACAACUUGCAGUUUCUAAGGAUGUAUGACCUAGCUUGUUGCACCCAACUUUCUGAUGGCCUGUGUCAACUCCCCUAUUUACAGGUCAUUCAGAUCUCCCGUGCUCCAUCCAUCAAGCUUGUUGGUCCUGGAUUCGUGCAUCCUUCCCGGGCAGCAACCUCAUUUCCUAGAUUGCAAAAGAUGGGCUUGGAGGGACUGGUGGGCUGGGAGGAGUGGCACUGGGAGGAGCAUGUGCAAGCCAUGCAAAAUUUGAAGGAUCUUCGGCUCAAUCGCUGCAAAUUGAAGCGUGUUCCUCCUGGCCUUGUCUCCCAUGCGAGGGCUCUGAGAACGUUGAUUGUAUCCUGGGUCCAGCACCUCAGCUCACUUGAUAAGUUUGCUUCCCUUGUUGAGCUUCAAGUGUCUCACAACCCCGACCUGCGGAGGAUCACUAAUCUUCCCAAUCUGCAGAAGCUUGUUAUCAACAGCUGCCCAAAGAUGGAAGUGCUGGAGGGUGUUCCUGCACUCCAGAGGCUGGUGCUGGAGGAUUACCUCAUGGAAAAGCUCCCAGAUUACAUGAGAGAUAUAAAGCCAAGGCAUUUGCAGCUAGACUGCAGGCCAUGGCUGCUCACUUCAGUAGCUGCAGGACAAUCUGGCCCUGAGUGGGAUAAGUUCAGCCAUGUUGAGCAUGUGAAGGCAUACGCACAUCAUGGAAGUGACAGAAGGAAAUGGUACGUCAUGUACACAAGAGAUCACUGCAACUUGGAGUCAAAUAUUAGCCACUCUACCGUAUUUGGAGGAACCUUUUCAUCUUCUAUGAUCGAUGCACAAGCACUUGGGUCUGUCUUGAAAAUGAGAAGCAACUUCAGCUACAUCUGCAGCUUGGUGAGUGUGCCAUUUUUGGAAGAUAAUAUGAUGGUAAGGGAUCAGACCCUGGAUGAUGGGAGGGGGCUAUCUUUAGAAGAUCAGGUAGCCAUUGCUCUGAGAGUGUUAAGCUCUGGUGAGUCACUAGAGACCAUUGGAUCUGCUGUUGGUAUGAACCGGUCCACCGUCUCGCUGGUAACUUGCAGGUUUGCUAGUUACUUGUGUGAGCGAGCAAACCACCACUUGCACUGGCCAGCCUCAGGUGAAAUGGAGGAGAUCAAAUCGAAGUUUGACAAGAUCCAUGGCCUUACAAACUGCUGCGGUGUUGUAGACACAGUUCGCAUCGCAGUUCCCCUUCUGUCAGCUGAAGCAAACAGCGACCAUGAGAAGAACGACGGUAUGCUAAUACAAGUCGUCGUUGAUCCAGAUUUGAGGUUCACAAACAUUUGGUUUGGAUUGUCAAGUAGCAUGAACCAGUCGAGCAUUUUGCACGGGUCUGGUCUCUUUGAGCUUUGCGAGAAGGGCGAGUGGCUGAAUGGGAGCAAGCUGAAGGUAUCAGAUGGUUCAGAAGUUGGGGAAUACAUAAUUGGUGAUGCAGAAUACCCUCUUCUUCCUUGGCUCCUCACACCCUACCAGGAGAAUGACCUCCCAGAUUCGAAAGCAGAUUUCAAUACGAGACACUCCACAGCCAGAAACGUCGCCCUGAGGGCGCUGGCAAGGUUCAAAGACACUUGGAAGUUCCUGCAGGAAAAAAUGUGGCGUCCGAACAACGGAGAUGAGAUGUUUCGGAUAAUCGACGCGUGCUGCAUUUUGCAUAACAUAGUGAUAGACAUGGAGAAGGGUGCAGGCAUGCCGACCGAUGUGGAGGUGAAUUACAGUCGGCAACUGCGCCAGCUAGCAGAUGAGAACGCCGUCAGGGCGAGGGAUAGUCUGUCCCACCACUUGAUCAGUAGGUUUACGGAAACAUGAGUAGUCGACCAUGUGAAUGAAGAGGAGAAACGGGAAGUAGCUUCAUCUGGCUUCCGGGGGUAAAGAGAAGGAAAAGACAGCACAUUCACUGGUUUUAGGGGAUAAACAUGAAAGGAAGCACACAAAAGAACAUGAGAUAAAGACAUGCCAUUGAGAAAUGGCUGACGAGUUCUUUGGUUGUGUCGAUAAAAAGUUCAGCUCAUGAAUCUAUCUUUCGAACACGCACAGUCAGAAUGUAGGAUCAAAGAGGAAAUGAUGAUAGUGUAAGGAGCCCGCACUCACCGAGGAGCAUGCACGAGAUAGUUUUCAAAACCUCCUAUUUAGCGUUUGCCGUUUCACUGGAGCAUACCCACAAACUAUGACCGUCGUAAGCUAUGAUGUUAAACAAGAAAGGUUCGCACAAUUGCAUCGAGCUGCACUCGGAUUCCCACAAGAAAGUUUCUUCUCAGGUUAUUCAUCAAGCUACGCACUGGAUUCAGUUAUGGGUGUUCCUACUCCCGGAGGAUCAUCGGUGGAUGCAACCGGCUGUUGACGGUUGCUCAAGACUCCUUUUUUCGGGCUACUGGGUGGCCACACAUUAGUAGAUUAUCAAAUGGAUAGCUUCUUUACGUGUCUCAUUUUUCUUUGGUUGAUUCAUGUAUCAACCUUGUCUGAUUCAUGAUUGUAAACUUUUGAUUGCCUCAUACUUUGAAUCUUUUUAAUACAGAGCAGCCGUGUGUAUCA
Molecule: messenger RNA, 5351 nt
Organism: Lolium perenne
Lineage: Eukaryota; Viridiplantae; Streptophyta; Magnoliopsida; Poales; Poaceae
Source: RefSeq, a predicted model, not a curated record